AUGUAUCAGUUCAAAACAUCCGAAGGACACACAACAAAUCUCAACCCAAUCAUACAAGAAUUGCUAGCAUGGGCGUACAUAGUCCUCAUCACUGGUACGGCAGACAACACCCUUCCCUACUGCGGCAAAAACGCAGUGCCACGGUGCGUGGAACUGGAGCAUGUGUUCCAUUGUUCAUACCAUCCAGAGGUAUACUGCCUUGACAAGGAAGGGAAGACAUGUGUCUUGUGUGAGGAAGGCGAGAGACGAUUCGAGAUGAACCAACUAAAGGUGAAGAGAUCCGUUCGAGACGCACAAGUCGCGGCAGCUCUCGCCGCCAGAGCAGAUACUAUGGCGACGGGAAAGGUCCGGUGGGAUGACAAGCUUCCCACCGUUGACAAGCUUGCGAAAACGGCGGCCAAAAAACCUCAGCAGGCUCUAAAAACGGGAAACUCUCAAAACAUGGAGUAUGGAAUAGCGGAGAAGAUCUGGAAGGGACCCAAAGGAAAAAGUCCGGCAAAGGUUCAGCAUACGGAAGCAAUCAAAGCCGACGAGACUUUCCAGGCCGAACAAUACAAAGCAAAGGUCAAACCCAAACUCCGAAUUCAGCGAGGACGAUGA
Letharia columbiana is the source of this 600-nucleotide messenger RNA. RefSeq lists its product as uncharacterized. The record is from RefSeq and is a predicted model, not a curated record. NCBI's taxonomy places the organism in Eukaryota, Fungi, Ascomycota, Lecanoromycetes, Lecanorales, Parmeliaceae. The transcript is spliced from 4 exons. The coding region runs from base 1 to 600 and encodes 199 amino acids.